Molecule: messenger RNA, 558 nt
Organism: Nerophis lumbriciformis (worm pipefish)
Lineage: Eukaryota; Metazoa; Chordata; Actinopteri; Syngnathiformes; Syngnathidae
Source: RefSeq, a predicted model, not a curated record
AUGCACACUCAGUUGGUGGGCGUGCUGUUGGGUCUGCUGGGCCUUUUGGGAACGGGCCUGAUCUGCGGGCUGCCCGCCUGGAAGGUGACAGCGUUUGUGGGGUCUAGCAUUGUGACGGCUGAAGUCUUCUGGGAAGGCUUGUGGAUGACAUGUGUGAUCCGGAGCACGGGUCAAGCGCAGUGCAAGGUCUACGACUCGGUCUUGGCGCUGCCGCGAGACCUGCAGGCGUCCAGAGCGCUGGUGUGCGUGUCCCUGGGAGUAGGGGUGGUAGCUGUGGGCCUGAGCGUGCUGGGUGCCCGCGGCACAUCCUUCCUGCGCCAUGACUGGCCCACCAAAAACAAUGUGGGCCUGGCGGCCGGGGUGACCUUCGUGCUGGCCGGCGUCCUGUGCCUGAUUCCCGUCAGCUUGUCGGCGCACGCCAUCAUCACUGGAUUCUUUGACCCGUUGCCCUCUGAGGAGCGGCGCGGGGAACUUGGUGCUUCCAUCUAUGUGGGCUGGGCCUCGGGGGCGCUGAUGGUCAUCGGCGGAGUCAUCAUGUGCUCUGUGUACUCGUGCUGA